Molecule: messenger RNA, 879 nt
Organism: Truncatella angustata
Lineage: Eukaryota; Fungi; Ascomycota; Sordariomycetes; Amphisphaeriales; Sporocadaceae
Exons: 9
Coding region: 1-879 (292 amino acids)
Biological process (GO): phosphatidic acid biosynthetic process; triglyceride catabolic process
Cellular component (GO): lipid droplet; endoplasmic reticulum
Molecular function (GO): triacylglycerol lipase activity; acylglycerone-phosphate reductase (NADP+) activity
Source: RefSeq, a predicted model, not a curated record
AUGUCUGGGGGUAAGUAUGCUCUUGUCACUGGGUGCGGGAAGGGUGGAAUUGGCGAAGCUCUGGUCAAUGAGUAUACCCGCCGAGGUGUCCAUGCCAUCGCGACCGUGCUUCCACAGGAGUCGAGCGAACACCUGUCCGAUGCUGGGAUUACCGUCUUCACCCUGGACGUCACAGACGAAAACUCGGUGGAGGACCUGAAGAGAAGCGUGCAGAAACUGACCGGCGGGCGUCUUGAUGUUCUCAUAAACUGCGCUGGUAUUGCAUACACCAUGACCGCCAUUGACACGGACGUCGCUGCAGUGAAGCGCAUGUUCGACGUCAAUGUAUUCGGCCCCAUGCGCAUGGUGCAUCACUUUCAUGACUUGAUUAUCAAAGCCGCCGGAACUAUAGUGAACAUCGGUUCCAUCGGUGGAAUUAUUCCCUAUCUUUAUGGAUCAUCGUAUAACGCAACCAAGGCGGCACUUCAGCAUUGGUCUAGCACUUUGCGUGUGGAAAUGGCCCCUUUCAAUGUCAAAGUCAUCACCAUAAUUUCAGGAGAAGUCAGUACCAACAUUCUGAAGAACGAUGCACAUAGGCGCCUCCCAGAAGGUUCCUAUUAUUCUCCACUGGCAGAGAAUUUCCAGAACCAUGUUACAAGAACUCCAGAGGGUGCUACGGACCGUUUUAAGUACGCAACCAACGUCGUCGCGCAAAGCUUGAAGGCGUCUCCGCCAGCAUGGUUCUGGUACGGUAGCUUUACCGGCAUGAUUCGUUUCCUGGAUACGUUUGGCUGGCGCACCGUUUGGGAUUCUAUGCUAUGGAAGAUGUUCGAUUUGGAAAAGCUAAAGAAAGCUCAUGCACUUCGUAUCAGGAAAGAGAGCUCACUUACAAAUGAGUAA